Molecule: messenger RNA, 4647 nt
Organism: Acanthosepion pharaonis
Lineage: Eukaryota; Metazoa; Mollusca; Cephalopoda; Sepiida; Sepiidae
Source: the annotation of a GenBank genome assembly
AUGUCUUUCUUUCUUUCUUUCUCUCUCUCUCUCUCUCUCUCUCUCUUUAUUUUUUUCUGUAGGGGGCAUCACACACCCAACUUUCACAUUUAUGAUGAUGAUGAUGAUGAUGAUGAUGAUAUCCACACCAGUUACGGUACUAGGGCUGCUGAUACCCGGGGCAAGCUGAAAUUCGGACCCGUUUCAAGUAUAGUUUAUGAUGAUGAUGAUGAUGAUCUUGAUAUCCACAAAAGUUACAGUACUAGGGCUGCUGAUACCCGGGGCAAGCUGAACUUCGGUCCCGUUUCAAGUAUAGUUUAUGAUGAUCAUGAUCAUGAUGAUAUCCACACCAGUUACGGUACUAGGGCUGCUGAUACCCGGGGCAAGCUGAACUUCGGUCCCGUUUCAAGUAUAGUUUAUGAUGAUGAUGAUGAUGAUGAUGAUCUUGAUAUCCACGCCAGUUACGGUACUAGGGCUGCUGAUACCCGGGGCAAGCUGAACUUCGGUCCGUAUAGUUUUGAUGAUGAUGAUGAUGAUGAUGAUAUCCACACCAGUUACGGUACUAGGGCUGCUGAUACCCGGGGCAAGCUGAACUUCGGUCCCGUUUCAAGUAUAGUUUAUGAUGAUGAUGAUGAUGAUGAUGAUAUCCACACCAGUUACGGUACUAGGGCUGCUGAUACCCGGGGCAAGCUGAACUUCGGUCCCGUUUCAAGUAUAGUUUAUGAUGAUGAUGAUGAUGAUGAUGAUGAUAUCCACACCAGUUACGGUACUAGGGCUGCUGAUACCCGGGGCAAGCUGAACUUCGGUCCCGUUUCAACUAUAGUUUAUGAUGAUGAUGAUGAUGAUCUUCCUAUCCACACCAGUUACGGUACUAGGGCUGCUGAUACCCGGGGCAAGCUGAACUUCGGUCCUGUUUCAAGUAUAGUUUAUGAUGAUGAUGAUGAUGAUCUUCCUAUCCACACCAGUUACGGUACUAGGGCUGCUGAUACCCGGGGCAAGCUGAACUUCGGUCCCGUUUCAAGUAUAGUUUAUGAUGAUGAUGAUGAUGAUGAUGAUAUCCACACCAGUUACGGUACUAGGGCUGCUGAUACCCGGGGCAAGCUGAACUUCGGUCCCGUUUCAAGUAUAGUUUAUGAUGAUGAUGAUGAUGAUCUUCCUAUCCACACCAGUUACGGUACUAGGGCUGCUGAUACCCGGGGCAAGCUGAACUUCGGUCCCGUUUCAAGUAUAGUUUAUGAUGAUGAUGAUGAUGAUCUUCCUAUCCACACCAGUUACGGUACUAGGGCUGCUGAUACCCGGGGCAAGCUGAACUUCGGUCCCGUUUCAAGUAUAGUUUAUGAUGAUGAUGAUGAUGGUGAUAUCCACACCAGUUACGGUACUAGGGCUGCUGAUACCCGGGGCAAGCUGAACUUCGGUCCCUUACGGUACUACGCUGCUGAUACCCGGAGCAAGCUGAACUUCUGUCCCGUUUCAAGUAUAGUUUAUGAUGAUGAUGAUGAAGAUGAUGAUGAUAUCCACACCAGUUACGGUACUAGGGCAGCUGAUACCCGGGGCAAGCUGAACUUCGGUCCCGUUUCAAGUAUAGUUUAUGAUGAUGAUGAUGAUGAUGAUGAUGAUAUCCACACUAGUUACGGUACUAGGGCAGCUGAUACCCGGGGCAAGCUGAACUUCUGUCCCGUUUCAAGUAUAGUUUAUGAUGAUGAUGAUGAAGAUGAUGAUGAUAUCGACACUAGUUACGGUACUAGGGCUGCUGAUACCCGGGGCAAGCUGAACUUCGGUCCCGUUUCAAGUAUAGUUCAUGAUGAUGAUGAUGAUGAUCUUCCUAUCCACACCAGUUACGGUACUAGGGCUGCUGAUACCGGGCAAGCUGAACUUCGGUCCCGUUUCAAUUUUGAUGAUGAUGAUGAUGAUGAUGAUGAUGAUAUCCACACCAGUUACGGUACUAGGGCAGCUGAUACCCGGGGCAAGCUGAACUUCUGUCCCGUUUCAAGGGCUGAUACCCGGGGCAAGCUGAACUUCGGUCCCGUUUCAAGUAUAGUUCAUGAUGAUGAUGAUGAUGAUCUUCCUAUCCACACUACGCCAGUUACGGUACUAGGGCUGAUGAUCCAUGAUGGUAUGAUACCCCGGGGCAUGCUGAACUUCGGUCCCGUUUCAAGUAUAGUUUAUGAUGAUGAUGAUGAUGAUGAUAUCCACACCAGUUACGGUACUAGGGCUGCUGAUACCCGGGGCAAGCUGAACUUCGGUCCCGUUUCAAUUUAUGAUGAUGAUGAUGAAGAUGAUGAUGAUAUCCACACCAGUUACGGUACUAGGGCAGCUGAUACCCGGGGCAAGCUGAACUUCGGUCCCGUUUCAAGUAUAGUUUAUGAUGAUGAUGAUGAUGAUCUUCCUAUCCACACCAAUUACGGUACUAGGGCUGCUGAUACCCGGGGCAAGCUGAACUCGGUCCCGUUUCAAUAUAGUGAUGAUGAUGAUGAUGAUGAUGAUGAUGAUGAUGAUGAUAUCCCACUAGUUACGGUACUAGGGCUGAUGAUGCCGGGGCAAGCUGAACUUCUGUCCCGUUUCAAGGCUGCUGAUCGGGGCAAGCUGAACUUCGGUCCCGUUUCAAGUAUAGUUCAUGAUGAUGAUGAUGAUGAUCUUCCUAUCCACACCAGUUACGGUACUAGGGCUGCUGAUACCCGGGGCAAGCUGAACUUCGGUCCCGUUUCAAGUAUAGUUGAUGAUGAUGAUGAUGAUGAUCUUGAUAUCCACACCAGUUACGGUACUAGGGCUGCUGAUACCCGCGGCAAGCUGACCUUCGGUCCCGUUUCAAGUAUAGUUUAUGAUGAUGAUGAUGAUGAUCUUCCUAUCCACACCAAUUACGGUACUAGGGCUGCUGAUACCCGGGGGCAAGCUGAACUUCGGUCCCGUUUCAAUAUAGUUUAUGAUGAUGAUGAUGAAGAUGAUGAUGAUAUCCACACCAGUUACGGUACUAGGGCAGCUGAUACCCGGGGCAAGCUGAACUUCGGUCCCGUUUCAAGUAUAGUUUAUGAUGAUGAUGAUGAUGAUCUUCCUAUCCACACCAAUUACGGUAUUAGGGCUGCUGAUACCCGGGGCAAGCUGAACUUCGGUCCCGUUUCAAGUAUAGUUUAUGAUGAUGAUGAUGAUGGUGAUAUCCACACCAGUUACGGUACUAGGGCUGCUGAUACCCGGGGCAAGCUGAACUUCGGUCCCGUUUCAAGUAUAGUUUAUGAUGAUGAUGAUGAUCUUCCUAUCCACACCAAUUACGGUACUAGGGCUGCUGAUACCCGGGGCAAGCUGAACUUCGGUCCCGUUUCAAGUAUAGUUUAUGAUGAUGAUGAUGAUGGUGAUAUCCACACCAGUUACGGUACUAGGGCUGCUGAUACCCGGGGCAAGCUGAACUUCGGUCCCGUUUCAAGUAUAGUUUAUGAUGAUGAUGAUGAAGAUGAUGAUGAUAUCCACACCAGUUACGGUACUAGGGCAGCUGAUACCCGGGGCAAGCUGAACUUCUGUCCCGUUUCAAGUAUAGUUUAUGAUGAUGAUGAUGAAGAUGAUGAUGAUAUCCACACUAGUUACGGUACUAGGGCUGCUGAUACCCGGGGCAAGCUGAACUUCGGUCCCGUUUCAAGUAUAGUUCAUGAUGAUGAUGAUGAUGAUCUUCCUAUCCACACCAGUUACGUUUAUGAUGAUGAUGAUGAUGAUCUUCCUAUCCACACCAAUUACGGUACUAGGGCUGCUGAUACCCGGGGCAAGCUGAACUUCGGUCCCGUUUCAAGUAUAGUUUAUGAUGAUGAUGAUGAUGGUGAUAUCCACACCAGUUACGGUACUAGGGCUGCUGAUACCCGGGGCAAGCUGAACUUCGGUCCCGUUUCAAGUAUAGUUUAUGAUGAUGAUGAUGAAGAUGAUGGUGAUAUCCACACCAGUUACGGUACUAGGGCAGCUGAUACCCGGGGCAAGCUGAACUUCGGUCCCGUUUCAAUUUAUGAUGAUGAUGAUGAUGGUGAUAUCCACACCAGUUACGGUACUAGGGCUGCUGAUACCCGGGGCAAGCUGAACUUCGGUCCCGUUUCAAGUAUAGUUUAUGAUGAUGAUGAUGAUCUUCCUAUCCACACCAAUUACGGUACUAGGGCUGCUGAUACCCGGGGCAAGCUGAACUUCGGUCCCGUUUCAAGUAUAGUUUAUGAUGAUGAUGAUGAUGGUGAUAUCCACACCAGUUACGGUACUAGGGCUGCUGAUACCCGGGGCAAGCUGAACUUCGGUCCCGUUUCAAGUAUAGUUUAUGAUGAUGAUGAUGAAGAUGAUGAUGAUAUCCACACCAGUUACGGUACUAGGGCAGCUGAUACCCGGGGCAAGCUGAACUUCGGUCCCGUUUCAAGUAUAGUUUAUGAUGAUGAUGAUGAUGAUCUUCCUAUCUACACCAAUUACGGUACUAGGGCUGCUGAUACCCGGGGCAAGCUGAACUUCGGUCCCGUUUCAAGUAUAGUUUAUGAUGAUGAUGAUGAUGGUGAUAUCCACACCAGUUACGGUACUAGGGCUGCUGAUACCCGGGGCAAGCUGAACUUCGGUCCCGUUUCAAGUAUAGUUUAUGAUGAUGAUGAUAUCCACACCAGUUACGGUACUAGGGCUGCUGAUACCCGGGCCAAGCUGAAUUCGUUCCCGUUUCAAUUAUAG